CGCACAAAAACCGACGAUGAUAACAGUACUACCGGUACUUUUAGCGUUGAUCCGUUAUCAGCCAUAAUUAUAAAUUUAAAUCAGUUAUUUUAAAAGAAAUAUUUUUUUUGGUUUAUUUUUAAUUCAAUUUUUUUGGCUGAAAAUGGGUGUAAAAAAUUCAAAAACUGUCUUUUUGGAAGUCUUGGAGAGUCAGAGAAACGUGAACAGUGACUGUGAUGUGAAUUUUUUUGACGGUAGUGAUUGUGCUAUUUUGAAUAGUUACGAUAAAGAACUGAUCAGUAUAAUUAAAAAUGAUCUGGACAAUGAUCCCGAGAUGUUUGUGCUGAACAAUGUGCUGAUGUGCACGGUUUUUCACAAGAAUUACAAGCAGGAUGUCUACGAAUCUCUAAUCUCAAUCCAACGAUCCCAGUCCGAAUUCCUGGAACCAGAUGUCAUCAUGGAAACAGUAAACAACAACAUAACCUACCAACCCAUCCAUGGACCAAACAAAAAUACCUCAGAACCCUUGGUAACCAAAAGACUGUACGUACCAAUGAACAAGUACGUCGAAAUAUACGACCCCAUGAACCACGAUGCUUUGCCUUCUCAAAAACCUGGAAAAUUCCACGUUAUGAUCGAUAAAACCAAACCAAACAGAAAAGGCUUCGUCAAGUUGAAGGAAAUGAAGAACUUAAACGACAUAGACAUUCAAACACCGAAAGAUGAACAUUCUGCAUCAUCUAGCAGUAACUCAGGAAGCAGUGAUACUGACUCAUCAGAAAACAACUCAACAGAAGAUCCAUGUCAACUAAUCAAAGACCAGGAAGAAGACUAUCGAUUUCAAGAUUGUCUGGUAUACAGAAAAACGAAAAAAGAAGACAUCGACAUCAUCCUCGAUGAGCUGGACCACGAAAACCUCUCUGACACUGACGUUUACGACGUAGUAGGUUAUCUGAACUCACGAACUUUCAUGAAGUUCUUCCAGAGCAAGAUAUUCAAAAACUUCAUGGCAAAACAUUUCGGGAUGAUUCAAAACGAAAUAGAUGAUGCCUAUGUUCUUCAGCAGUCACCUGGCAAGAUUUUCUGUAGUAUCCUGGAUAACAACAACAAUAAAAGUCCAGUAGAAGUGAUACCUUGCUUAAAAAUACCCUGGCCUGAAAGGGAAACUUUUGAUUUUCUGAAUCUUGACGAUUCAGAGAUGUACUCAAACCCCGCCAUACUCAGAAAGUUCAAAACGUUCGAUUGUGUGUUAGUUCCAAGAGGGUACUCUAAGAAACCUGGAGAGUAUCCAGAAGGGGAUCUGGAGUGGGAAAUACACUUCCCUUAUGCCGAGAGAUUGUUAGAAUGCAUGCUCAGACCAGAACAAAUCAAAUGUUACAUGGUUCUUCUGGCUUUGCACAAAGAAUACAUUGAAACCUUCACGAAAAAAAGAGGUGUCCUGCCUGAGCAUCUACUAACUGUAAUUCUGCAUGAAUCUGAGAGACACUACGACGGAUGGCCUGACCAUCGUUUGGGAACAAAUUUACGAAAUAUCUGUAAGAAAUUCUCCUUGGCUUUACAGAACAGGAAACUGAACGACUACUUCAUCAGAAGGAAGAACUUGUUUAAGAAUGCUUCCAGAAAACAUCUAGAGGUAGCUAACGAAGUGUUCCAUAAUAUUCUUCAAUCGCCUUUGAUGAUGAUAUUGAGAGCACUCCGAAACAUUCGAUAUACCAACGAAAAUUAUUAUUCUCCCUUGGACUAUGAAGACUUGCUGAAAAUUUUGUACCGGCGUGAUUGGGAGAACUUAAACAUAGUGGGUGUUCCUAGUGAUAGGAAAUCGUUCAGUUCCCAAGACUCGGUUCAGAAGAAGCCUAUGUUUGAUGAUGCGGAGAAACAGUUGAUAUACGUGAAGCAUAUGAAGAUGAAGCAUAUUAUGGAGGGGAAGAAUGAAAAAAAGGAGAAGAAGGUCAAGAAAUCUAGUUACAGUGUGAUGGAAGUAAGAAGAUCUUCAAUAGACAGUAUCAAAGACGAUUGGCAAUGUGAGAAAUCCUUCCAUCGACAAAAGAAAAUAGCCCUAUUGAAGUUUUUCAUCAAAAAUUUUAUGGAAAUUGCCAAGACUAGCUGGAAGAUCAGCACCAAAAAGCAAACCCUAUUCUACGUGAAACAAGCAUAUUAUUUGGCAACGAUAUUGAAAGAGGAAAAUGAACUCUUUAGAGAAGAAGUAGAUCAAACUUUUGAGGAACUAAGGAAAUUAGAAGAGCAGUGUAUAACUGGUAUAGAAGAAUGCGGGGUAAAAUUCGAAGAAAGUGAAGAAAUGAUACGUGAAAGUGUGAGUGAAUGUGUGAAAUGUGAAGUUCACUGUGAAGACAAUGCUGAUAUUUAUAUGGAUAUUCAACAACAGAUAAAGGAAAGAAAUACAAACUUAAUAUCUUUAAGUAAAAUUUAUUCUAGAGCUUUUAGUUAUAAUAGUAAAAGUAUGGAAGAAAUAAAUGAAAUAAGGUGAUAUUCACUUCUCAAAUAUUUUAAGAAAAAAUUCUAAAUUUAGGGCUAGUGAUUCCAUUUUUUUAUAAUUCACUGUUUCUUUAAAAUGGGUUAAAAUUAUUAUCAUUUUGCUUGUGACAUUCUUGUGAAACAGUGUAUUUUUGUGAAAAAUCUGUGAAAAUAAAACAGUUUGUUUACAUUUUGCUUGUAUAUGAUGGGUCUAAAGAAAACAAACAAUAUAUACAUGAUUUAUGCACUUAUACGAUCAUUUAUAUGUCCUUCGGCCAAAAUGAACUGUAGAACAGCCAAA
This is a messenger RNA of Sitophilus oryzae (rice weevil), 2752 nucleotides long. RefSeq lists its product as uncharacterized. The record is from RefSeq and is a predicted model, not a curated record. Bases 143 to 2464 code for a protein of 773 amino acids. The transcript has 4 exons. Lineage: Eukaryota; Metazoa; Arthropoda; Insecta; Coleoptera; Curculionidae.